AUGAGACGCAAGAACAGAAAGAUCAACAGCGUUGAGCAACUAGAAGAAGAAGAAGAAUGGCAACCCAAAGGUCCUUGCAGGUUUCAUGAGCUUCCGCAGGGUUUAGUCAUGGACAUUCUCUCCAGGCUCUCUCUUAAAACCCUCUUCAAAUGCAGGUGUGUUUACAAGUCCUGGCUUUUCAUCACAGCGGACCCUCAUUUUACUCAUCUCUGCCUUUCAAGAGUACCCAUUGACGACCCCUUUUAUGUUGGCAAUCCAGUUUCGGGUGAGUACAUCACUAUUCCGCUUCCUAAAGAAGCUUGCCUCAAAUAUAGCUUUUUAGGACUUGGUUAUAGCGCCUCAACCAAUGAGUACAAAGUGUUGCAAAGUAGCUCAUGCAUAAACAAAGCUAAGGUCCUUGACGCUGAGUGUGAGGCUCUGAUAUACAGAAUUGGUACCGGAGGAGGAGCUUGGAGAAGCAUCGGAAAAACUCCUCCGGACGAAAUCCGGGACCCUCCGUUUAGUUCUUUUCUACAUGGAGCUCUUCACUGGAUUUCCGCUGGUUCUCAAAAUUUUGUAUUUAUACAUUCAUUCAACUUUGAAACAGAAAAGUUUCGCACACUACCCCCACCUGGCUACUUUAAACCAAUUCAGCAGAAAUCUAAACAGUGUCUCAAAUUGGGAGUGUUAGAAGGUUGUCUCUUUUUAUGUGUAUGUGGUGAUGAGCCUCGACAAUUUGACAUGUGGGUUAUGAAGGAUUAUGGUGUGGAAGAGUCUUGGACAAAAACUCUUGUUUUUGAAGGCUUGUAUCCACCACCAGAACUCAACAAUGAUGCUUAUGAACCGCUGGUGUUUUUGAGGAAUGGGGACAUCCUAUUGUCCUACAAUGAUCAGAUUGUGGUUUGUUAUAAUCAAGGAAGAAAGAGUCUCAGGAAAGCUAGAGUUACCCGGACUAAGUUGAGUUUUCGUGCAAUUGGUUACAAACUUACAAUCCAUCCUUAG
Messenger RNA from Rosa rugosa (rugosa rose), 981 nucleotides. Its product is annotated as F-box protein At3g07870-like. Bases 1 to 981 code for a protein of 326 amino acids. Gene Ontology annotation, molecular function: protein binding. The transcript is spliced from 2 exons. NCBI's taxonomy places the organism in Eukaryota, Viridiplantae, Streptophyta, Magnoliopsida, Rosales, Rosaceae. The record is from RefSeq and is a predicted model, not a curated record.